Alligator sinensis (Chinese alligator) is the source of this 5602-nucleotide messenger RNA. It is a transcript of the gene CBLL1, whose product is annotated as Cbl proto-oncogene like 1. The transcript is spliced from 6 exons. Bases 3642 to 5132 code for a protein of 496 amino acids. Gene Ontology annotation, molecular function: ubiquitin protein ligase activity. The record is from RefSeq and is a predicted model, not a curated record. Lineage: Eukaryota; Metazoa; Chordata; Crocodylia; Alligatoridae. Gene Ontology annotation, biological process: regulation of cell adhesion; protein ubiquitination.
UGCCGUCGACCUCGCUCGUUGCGGUCCCUUGUGACAGCGGCCGCGCUCGGGCCCGCCCCAAGGGGCUGGAUCGAGGUGCUCGCGCUGGGCCGCACCCGUUCAGCUCUCGGCGUUCAGCGGGUCCCUGGAGGGUCUCGGUGCUGACCCCAGGGCGGUGGGCUUGAAACCCCUCCCCCAGCUGCUUGGCCCUUCAGCAGCUGCGGUGCCAGACUCUUACAUCUGACCCCACUCCUAUGGCGUAGUGAGCCGCAGUCCCUCCGGCUGUGCAAGAGCCCAGGGUCUGUCUGGAAAAAGUCCCUUCCCGAGCAUUGUCCAGAGGCUCUCUUGCUCCGCUUGCAGCUUGCUGUGCAGGGGCUUGAGCCUGGGUUUCAGCCCAGAAAUAUGAACCUGUUCUUGACUUUGUUGCUGGCCUCCAGACCUGACCUGGCUGCAUUUGUAGUCACUCCUGUGCAAAGAGAGCUUGAGCCUGGGGAAUGGCCUGGAGUGGAAAGGCCACGGAUCCCAGAGGUCAGGGUGCCCAGGGACAGGUGUGGGGAAGGGGCUGAAUCCAAACUCACAGUACGGGAUUAAGUGUGUGCUAUUAGUGCGUGCUGACUGGUGCCCCUUUAAAAUGUGUCAGGUCAUAACCAAAAACUUAAAUUAAAAAAACUAGUGAAGUCACGUAAGAGCAUUCUCAUGCUUCGGUGGACCCUUGUAGGUUAUUAGCUGGGUUAGAAGGAUGAUAGGAAGUUAGAAACUUCCUGGAGUCGCAUUAGUUCCUGCUGUACUUCUAUUGGCUUCUCGAGUCUGUAGACCUAAACCAGGUGAACAGGCCAGUAGAGUUUAGUUGAUUUUUAAAAACUCUUUGUUCAUCUAUCCCACUCUUAGGAACAGCUCUGAUAGUCUCUUCUGGGCUAGUUUUUACUCCACACCUGCAAAUGUUUCAUUUCCUAAUAGAGGUAGUUAGCUUUGUUAAUCUGAAGUCAUUCAGAAGGCGAGGUAGAUGUGUACCUUUAUAGACUAACGAAAUAAGAUGUAUACAGACUACAAGAUUUCACUGCAUCAUUUCCUAAUGAUUUUCUUAACAGGAAGUUUCCUAAUAUUCAGCCUACCUUUUUUCACCUGUAGUGCUAGUUUGUACAGUUAGUGUACAUGGAGUGAACUGGUAUAUAAAUAGCCUGAGGAGCUGCCUUGUUCAGAAAAGUUUUCUCUAAAGAUCUUGUGCCCAAAAAGUACAGAAGAGAAUGUACUUUUUAUAUCUAAAAUACUUCCUGUACCAGAAGAGCUUUCAGAAAGCUUACAGUGCAAGUCCAUUGUUUUGUAUUAUGUGUUGUAUGCCAAGAGAGCCUGUUAAAUGCUUCAGAUAUAUUUUUUCCUCUUGGCUUAGUCAUCUUACCCAUGCUAGUAGAUCCUUCAUUCAUACUUCGUUCACUGUCAGUACCAAAGAAGCCCCAUAAUUACCUUCAGUGCCCGUGAAGGUUUUAGAACAGAACAUAGCCUUCAUUUAGGUGUCUGCACUGGCAGUGGUGUGGACUGGAGGAACUGAAAGGUGUUUGCUUUAUGACUUUUUUUGCUCUGCAUGUGCAGGCACAACUGUUCUGCUGAGAAUUUUAGUUUUUUGGCCCUUCAUGUACUGCCUCAAAAUUGUUCUCCCUGUCAACUUCACUGGAAUUGCUGUGCUGCUGACUGCUAACAGAUGUUAAUGAGCAGCAACACAGUUUUUGUAACAAGAGGCAUGGUUUCCUAAAGUCAAGAACACCCUUAACCUUACAAGUAUUGGCUCUGUGAUGCUCCAGUCCUCUGGUCCCUAAAAGAGAGAUCCAUGAGUUAAAAUACACUUUGACUGAGGAACUGGUUUAAUUAGUUGAAAACCUAUUCCCUCCCCCUCCUCAAAAAUUCCAAUAAAACUAGAAACAAUUUUUAAUAGAAGGUAAGAAGUACACUCACAUUGUAAUGGUGGCAUUCAGAGCACUGUGUGAAAUGGAUACACUUGACCACCCGGCAAAACGGGCAAGUGCUGAGUCUGAGACAACACUGGUUUGAGAGUCAGAGAAAUUUACCAUAUUUACUCAAUUAUAAGACAAGGUUUCCCCCCAUUCAAUAUGGGAAAAAUUAAGCCUUGUCUUAUGAUUGCAUACGACUUAUCUGAAAUCAGAAAAUGCACUGGGGAUGUCAAUGUUAGUGAGGAGGCCACAUGGCCAGGCACCUAGUAUGUGGUCAGUCAUCAGAGGGCACCUGGGCACCCCUCAACAUACAGGGUUUCUGGCUGGCCAGUGCAGUCACGCCAAGCUACCUGCCAGCAUGUGUUGCAUUGCUUUGGCACCCUCUGGCUGGAAACCACACAUACAGCUCAAAAUAAUGCAGCAGGUGCAGGCCAUGCCCUGUGCCCACAGUGCAGGGUUUCUGGCCAGCGCAUACUGAGUUGCUCUGAGAUGCUGCUCAAGUAGUGGGUGGUGGAGCAACCUGGCACAUGCUGGCAGCCUAGCACCAGGUCCCUUUCUGUGAGCUGGGUUGUCCCAGCACUUGCUGGUUGAGCAGCAGCGCAGAGCAACUCAGCAUGUGCUGGCCAGAAAUCCCACGCUGUGUGGACAGUGCCUGGCUGGCACCUUUAGGUCACUUUGAGAUGCAUGUGCAGUUUCCCGUCAGAGGGUGCCGAAGCAAAUUGGCACUCGUUGGCAGGCAGCAGCUUGGAAUGACCCUGCACUGGCUGGUCAGAACCCUGCGCACAGCUCAAAAUAACCUGGCAGGUGCCAACUGGGCACCAUCCCUGCAGCAUCAAUUCUGGAUAGAUUACUGGACAAUGCAUGGGUACUAUAUGCAAAUUGAUAUACCCAUGUUUAUUUUCAAGGUUAUUGUUUUCAAAUUUGUUCCUCACUUCCAUGUGUGCAGGGAGAGCAGGGUCUGACAGUAAGGAGAAAGGGAAGGGUCUGCUAGAGAAAAAAUGGGGGGGAAGCAGAGAGCAAAGGGCUACCUGAUCCCACAAAUUUGGUUUACCUGCUGUAGCAGUGAGAGGGGGACAAAUUCGAGGCAAGCCUCCAAUAAUUUGAUUCUAUAUCUGGAAAAUGAUAACACAUUUUUAUAUUUUCCAUAUAUAGAAUGUAAUUAUGGGGGUCGUCUUAUCAUUAGGGUCAUCUUCUAUUUGAGUAUAUACAGUUGUUCUGUUCCUGGCUUUGCAACUGAACUGCUAAAUGAUCUUCAGCCAUCACUUUGCCUUUACACACCUGUUUCCUUCUAACCCUUAUGUAAUUUGUUCAGUUUGUAAGCAUGAGGCUUACAAUGGACUUGUCCCUAAUCUUAGCUAAGCUGUCUAAGCACUACUGUAUUAUUAAUAAUACAACUUGUAUGAUCUUUUAAUCUGAUGGUUUGUCACUUAUAUGUGAAAUGGGCCAGAAGGGGUCACUGUUAAAUGAAAUAAAAGCAACAGUUCCAGCCUCUUCUGGCCAGUUCAAAUGAUAAUGAACCCAAAAUGUAUUGCAUAGCUGCAGGAAAAGGGUAUUGGGUUGUAGGGGCCUCUUUAAAAAGAGUUUGUUUUUACCUUAUAAUUUCAACUAUGGUCUGGGCUUGUAGAUGAAAUGGAAAAACUAGGUGAGAGGUGUUAGGGCUUCUUCAUAUCAAGAUAAUCAAGAGUUUGGAAACUUUUUUUAUACAACCUGUCCACUGUGAUGAUUACAAUGACCCAGCAUGACAAUGAUUUGCAAGGAACUAAUAGUUCUGGAUCAUUGGGUGGUCUUGAUGUUCGCAGACGAAUCCCUAUAAAGCUCAUCUCCAAGCAAACCAACAAAAUCAAACCUGCACCUCGAACUCCAAGAAAUAUGAACAGGAUGCCUUCAAAGACACAAGCUGGUGAUGAUGAAGAAUUUGAUUAUAAUGAAGAGGAACGAUACGAAUGCAAAGGAGGUGAAAUGUUUGGGAAUCAGCGAAGAUUCCCUGGACCCAUCUUUUGGGACUUCAAGAUUAACUUGCUAGGAGAAAAGGAUGAUACGCCAGUCCAUUUUUGUGACAAAUGUGGAUUGCCUAUUAAAAUGUAUGGGCGCAUGAUCCCUUGCAAGCAUGUUUUCUGCUAUGAUUGUGCUAUAUUACAUGAGAAGAAGGGAGACAAGAUGUGCCCAGGCUGUAACGAACCUGUGCAGCGAAUUGAGCAGUGUGUGCGAGGGUCUCUCUUCAUGUGUAGCAUUGUUCAAGGGUGCAAGAGAACAUAUUUAUCUCAGAGAGACUUACAAGCUCACAUCAACCACCGUCACAUGAGAGCUGGAAAACCUGUUACCCGUCCUCCACUUGAACCUGUUCAUCCUCCUAUUGCCCCACCCCCUGCUGAAAUUCCUGAGCGUUUCAUAAUGCCACCUGAUAAGCAUCAUUUGAGCCAUAUUCCGCCAAAGCAGCACAUCAUGAUGCCACCACCACCUUUACAGCAUGUGCCACAUGAGCACUAUAACCAGCCACACGAGGACAUUCGUGCGCCCCCGGCAGAGAUGUCAAUGGCUCCACCACCUCCUCGCUCGGUCAGUCAGGAUACCUUCCGUAUCUCAACAAGAAAACACAGCAAUUUAAUAACUGUCCCUAUUCAGGAUGAUUCAAAUUCAGGUGCCCGAGAACCACCUCCACCAGCCCCAGCACCUGCUCAUCAUCAUCCUGAAUACCAGGGUCAACCAGUGGUGUCCCACCCUCAUCAUAUAAUGCCUCCACAGCAACAUUAUGCACCACCCCCGCCGCCACCACCACCAAUUAGCCAUCCAAUGCAGCAUCCUCCCCAGGCAGCAGGUACUCCUCACAUGGUUUAUAGCCAAGCUCCUCCACCGCCGAUGACCUCUGCUCCUCCACCAAUAACCCCUCCCCCUGGACACAUCAUUGCCCAGAUGCCACCAUAUAUGAAUCAUCCUCCUCCAGGACCUCCCCCUCCCCAGCAUGGUGGCCCACCUGUAAAUGUCAAUGCACCCCCUCCCCAUCACUAUAAUCCUAACUCUUUACCACAGUUCAGUGAAGAUCAAGGAACUCUUAGCCCUCCUUUUACACAGCCAGGGGGAAUGAGUCCAGGGAUCUGGCCAGCUCCAAGAGGGCCACCUCCACCUCCAAGAAUGCAAGGUCCACCUUCUCAAGCCCCUCUUCCUGGACCACACCACCCAGAUCAAGCCAGAUACAGACCCUAUUACCAAUGAUAUGAGCAGUAAAGUGAACUGAGUAUGCUAUGAGAAAAAACUAUACAGCAGCCUUUUAAUGAAUCUGACUGUUUGGACCUCUUGCUUUCUCUCUCUCUCCUUCCGUCUCUCUGUCUCUCUCUCUCUCUGUCUCUGUCUCUCUCUUUUUUUAUUAAUAAUACCAUUGUUGUGACAGUAAGACACUCUGGGCACUUGAAUCUUAAAGGAUUUUUAAGCCUUGACCAUAGGACUUCAAAUACACUGUAGUUCUAAAAUAAGUGGCUUAAUAGACUACAGCUAUGUUUUAACAGAACUUAUGUCCCUAGUGGGGCUAGACAUGCCCCAGAGAUGAUUGCUUGUAAUAUUAUUUCCUGAAAAAUUGAGCAUCCAUUGUACCACUCUAAGUAUCACUUUUGUUAAAUCCAAUGUUUAGUUUUACUUGUGAUAACUUUUUGUUAACCUGUGUACAAUAAUUAAAUUUAAAUAUGGUU